GGAGGCAACUUUGGUCAAGUAGUGAAGGCGAUCUACAAGACACCACAAGGUCAAGAGGUCGAGGUUGCUGUGAAGACGCUUCGAGAGUCCCAAAUCGCCUCCACUGGCGAACAAACAAUUCUCUCGGAGGCCAAAACCAUGACUCAGCUGAAGCACAGGCACAUUGUUCGGCUAAUUGGUGUGUGCAAGGCUCAACACUUCAUGCUAGUCCUCGAAUUGGCGCCUUUGGGACCCAUUAACAAGUACCUGAAGAAACAUUCCUUCUCUACACAAAUCUCUUCGGUGCGAAAGUUGCGUUGCAUGUCCGAGGAAUCCGGCCAGGCUGGCUCAUAG
This is a messenger RNA of Hydatigera taeniaeformis, 333 nucleotides long. The record is from the annotation of a GenBank genome assembly. Lineage: Eukaryota; Metazoa; Platyhelminthes; Cestoda; Cyclophyllidea; Taeniidae.